GCGAAGAAGCCGGAGAAGAAGACAGAGCGAAGAAGUUUGAAGCCGGAAAGAAUGGGAGGUUUCAAGUGGUGUAGCGCCUCCAAUCCUCUUCCACCACCGAUGUCUCCGGAUUUUAGGGGGUGUCCUUUCUUCCCCAGCUGCUCUGAUCUCCUCCUCCUCCUCGCCGCCGUCACUGACUGCUGCAUUUCCCUCUCCAAAUCCCUUUUCCCCCAAUUUUUCUUUGUCUGUCUAUUUUCAUUUAUUUUAUUGUCCCAAAUUGGCAAAAUCAGUCAUUCAAUCACUGCACAAACCCCCACCUCGCUCUCACUCUGACGUCAAUGGGGAAUGAGUAGUAAUACUAAUACGCUGUUGUUGCCGUCUCCUAUCCGUUGUUUUCAUAGUUGUGCAGACAUCAUUUUCGUGUCAUCGGAAGAGGAUGAUCGUAAUGAUGAUGACUAGUAAGGGGAGGAAUCUGAUUUAUGCGGUUGUCCUAAUCGUGAGCUCAUUCACCCUUCCAUUGGUCCUCUCCAAAACAAAUUCUAAACAUGUUGCUGCUCUCAAUGUGAUGUACCAGGGCUUGGAUUCUUCAUCCAGAGGGAACCUGGAUGGAUGGACAGCAAAUGGUGGAGAUCCUUGUGGGGAUUCUUGGAGGGGUAUUACUUGCUCAGACUCGGACAUAACUGAAAUUAAUCUAUCUGGCAUGGAGCUCAAGGGAUCGUUGGGCUAUGCGCUUGAUAAGUUGGACACAGUCACCUACUUUGAUGUGAGCAAAAACAAGCUGAAGGACAAUGUACCAUAUCAACUUCCUCCCAAGUUGCAGCACUUAGAUCUCUCAAGCAAUAAAUUUUCAGGAACUGUGCCUUAUUCAAUUUCUCAGAUGCCUGAUCUCACUUACUUACAUCUCAAUAAUAAUAAGCUGAGUGGAUCUCUGAGUGACAUGUUUCAACAACUUACCAAACUUUCUGAGAUGGAUCUCUCCGACAACUCAUUGUCAGGCAGUUUGCCGCAGAGUAUGAAGUCCCUCUCUAGCCUCAACGUAUUGUAUUUACAGGACAACAAACUUACUGGGCCAAUAAAUGUUCUUGCUGAUCUGCCACUUAAUGAUUUGAAUGUUGAAAACAACCAAUUUACAGGCUGGGUUCCUGAUGAGUUGAAAGGCAUUAAUAAUAUACAGACUGGAGGGAAUUCUUGGUCUACUGGACCAGCUCCUCCUCCACCUCCUGGGCAGAAGCCGAAAAAGAGAGUGGAGAAUGAGAAGUCUGGCAUGAGUGGAGUGGCAAUUGCCGGGAUAGUAUUUGGUGUUUUGCUGCUACUUCUCAUUAUAAUUGCUCUAUUUUCUAAAAGAAGAUCAUCAACUUCAACGCAUUAUUUUGAAGACGAUAAGCUUAGCCCACCGAGGCACACUUCUCCACUUCAAUCUCAGGAGGUAUCGAUUGACAUGUACACUGAUACACACAAGGGCUUUAGAGAUGCUAGGCUCUCAGAUUCUUCAUCCACAGUCUCAGUAAAAGCUCCGCAGCCUCAGUAUUCAGGUGGUACCAAACCUUUCAAAGAGAAGGAAUCACCUUCAGAUCAUCACAAGCCUUUGAACGAUAAGGAAUACACUAACCUGUCGAACAUUGAAACGGGUGGUUCAAUUCAAGUUGCUUAUUAUUCUUUGGCAGAUUUGCAGAGUGCGACCAGUAACUUUGCAACUGGUCGUUUUCUUGGAGAGGGAUCAAUUGGUAGAGUAUACAAGGCAAAGUAUCCAGAUGGGAGGGUUCUGGCAGUUAAGAAGAUAGACUCUUCACAUUUCAAAGGCAACUGGGCUGCAGAUUUUUCAGAAAUUGUUGCAAACCUCUCUAAGCUUCGGCACUCAAAUAUUGCUGAAAUUUUUGGUUAUUGUUCAGAACAAGGACAAAAUAUGUUGGUCCAUGACUAUUUCAGGAAUGGUUCACUUCAUGACUUCCUUCACUUGUCAGACGACUUCAGCAACCCACUUACAUGGAACACAAGAGUUAGAAUUGCUUUAGGCACAGCACGUGCUGUUGAGUUCCUGCAUGAGGUUUGUUCACCUUCCUGCAUACACAAGAACAUAAAGUCAUCCAAUAUUUUGCUUGACACUGAACUAAAUCCUCAUCUCUCUGACUGUGGCUUGUCAAACUUUUACGAGCAAUCAGGCCAAAAUCUGGGAGCUGGAUAUGAGCCUCCUGAAUGCACAAAUCCUUCAUCAUACACAACGAAGAGUGACAUCUAUAGUUUUGGGGUUGUCAUGUUAGAGUUGUUGACAGGACGACAACCUUUUGACAGUUCAAAGCCAAGACCAGAACAGUUUCUGGCGAGAUGGGCAUCCCCGCAACUUCAUGACAUUGAUGCCCUGGAGAAAAUGGUUGAUCCUGCACUACGCGGCCUAUAUCCUCCCAAGUCCAUCUCUCGAUUUGCUGAUAUUAUCGCCCUCUGCGUUCAGCUGGAGCCUGAGUUCCGACCGCCAAUGUCUGAAGUGGUGGAGGCACUAGUCCGAUUAGUUCAGAGGGGCAAUAUGAGCCAAAGGGAGGAUCCUAAUGCUUCUCGUAGAACGGAUGGCUAUGAUUUCUGAGUGUUUUUUGUUUUCCCUUUUUCUUUUUUCUGUCAGGAUACACUUCCCAGACAUGAAGAGAACUCCUUACACAAUUUUUGUAGCACAGGAUUUGCAGUUUUGUUCAUUCAAUUUCAUGUGGGCUUAGAUCUGUUAUGCUUCAUUGUUUCAAUUACUGCUUCUGGCUUUAGGAGAAAGAGUAUGUGAGGACUAUAGGUCUAUAGUGCAUCGUUUUGUAUAAUUGUAUUUUCUCUCAUAAUAUGAUGACUACAUUACAACAUUUCAAA
This is a messenger RNA of Ipomoea triloba (trilobed morning glory), 2820 nucleotides long. Its product is annotated as protein STRUBBELIG-RECEPTOR FAMILY 5. The coding region runs from base 416 to 2554 and encodes 712 amino acids. The transcript has 16 exons. The record is from RefSeq and is a predicted model, not a curated record. Gene Ontology annotation, biological process: protein phosphorylation. NCBI's taxonomy places the organism in Eukaryota, Viridiplantae, Streptophyta, Magnoliopsida, Solanales, Convolvulaceae. Gene Ontology annotation, molecular function: protein binding; ATP binding; protein kinase activity.